Molecule: messenger RNA, 3587 nt
Organism: Mercenaria mercenaria
Lineage: Eukaryota; Metazoa; Mollusca; Bivalvia; Venerida; Veneridae
Exons: 5
Coding region: 48-2228 (726 amino acids)
Source: RefSeq, a predicted model, not a curated record
CCAUCUACCUUCUAUUUUGGGCACAUUAUUGGAAUAAUGCAGAUGUGAUGACUACACCUUUAUCGGACUUUUCCCACGUGCUGAGCACGUGGGAGGUAUAUCCACGGGCACAUCACUUUCAGACACGAUUCAAUGACGUUUAUACAAGAUAUAAGAAAAUAGCAACGGAAGGUCCCCAUUCAACUAUUUUUAAAGAUUCAAAACUGAGGGAACCGUUGGAGAAAUUGUAUUGUCAGUUGGGAAAUAUCCUCAGAGUUAUCGUUAUAGGACGGAACGAUCUUCAAACAAAAUGUUUCAUUUCUUCACCUCAACGUGCAGAAGGUCCGACCUAUUCUCCAUUGCUGGAUGGCUCAAAAUCAGGGCCUGAAGAUCAAACCACAACGCUUGUCAUCUGUUAUGCAGUGAUAAAUCAUUUUGAUAGCGAAGGGUUGAAGGAAAUUUUAGAUACAUUAGAGUAUUUCAAAUCCAUGGAAGAGAAAUUGAGGUCAUGUUUAAUUGCUCCUCCGCUAAUUGUUUGCCAAACGAGAAUGAUGCACGACAGAAACAUAUCAGAAACUGACCAGUUCCUUUCCAGUUUCAUUUCUACAGCAGCGACGUCACUUGGUAUGAAAUUAGAAGCUGGAGAUAUCACCAUUGACCCAGAUGAAACAGCCCUUGGUAGCAUAAUUUCCGAAAUUCUAGAAAGAAAAAUCAUCCAUGGCUUUGUCAAUAUGAGCACACAGUUACGAGAUUUCGUUGGUGAUAGAUGUUUUGUUUCUGACGCGAUUGAGAUAUUAGAAUCGGAGCAACUAAUCACCUCAAUACAGGGCUUUAUGAAAAAUGGAUUAGGAUUUGUAGAUAUACUAGAGACAAGGAAAGACGAACCUUUCACAGAAAUAGUGCUCCGCAGUGCCGUUCGUGUUAUCCGAUGCGCCAUCAUGGCGCCAUUGUCUGCUAAACACAGCUUGCCUCAGGACACAUGCAAUCGCAUUGCUCAUGCAACCAACUUUGAAGACGAGUUAAUCAGAUGCGUUUCGAAGAACACAAGAUACCACCUGUCAAAGCUCGAAAAGCCUUGUGAUGAAAUGGUAAAAGCAACAAAAUCAGGUAAAAAGUCGCACCACUUUCCAGGCAGAAGUUUCGUAUUUAUUGCAUAUCCGUUGCGUGAUGAUAUCAAAAAAGGUUUUGAUGAACUGGAACAGAAACUGAUUUCUGUGAGACGUAUUGCAUCCACUAUGAGGAAGAUGUUGUUCGAAAUCGGCGGAUACUUCAGUCAGUCUAUCGGGAGUACGGAAGCCAUCCAGACAGGUACAAAAAUCCCGGACAAUCUUAGGAGAGAAAUCAUGACGUUAGAUGGUGUGUAUGGUAUGGGAACAAUCUAUGGGCAAGUCGAAAUACACCUGCGGAAAAUGGAAAAGGUGAAGAAAACAGAAGUACAGAAUAAAGUUUCUGAAGUGAUGAAUUGUUUCAAGUUCAUCCAGUCGUACCGUAUUAUCAGCGUAUUACAAGAGCCACGAAAUCUCUUUGCUUUCACGUCCGGACGCGGUAUAAAGAGUCUAAACCCGCAUAAAAAUGAUACUUACCGAAAAGGUACUUUGGGUGGCUUUGUUCGUAGUAACAACAACCAGUUGUACGGGCUAACCUGCGCUCAUGUUGUCCAUGGAAAUGGUAAUGUACACGACGUCUUUAUCCAAAGCGAAACAGAAGAGAUGGUCUUGAUCGGAAGAAGUCUUCCAAGAAUGACAGUUUUCCCCGCUACGGACCAUAUCGCCUUUAUUGACAUUGCGGCCAUAGAAAUUACAAAAGAAUGUCAGCCAGAAUGCUCUCUAAAGGAUGAGCACGGACAGGAAAAAAGAGCACAAGUGUUUGAAGGGGAGCCGGAGACAAUUGUUUCAAAUUUCAUUUACAAGUACGGAGCUACUUCAGAUCUGACGAAAGGCAUCGUGUGCUCGACCGACUACAGUUUGUUUGGUGCGGAUGCAAGAGAACUAGUUGUGCUUAUAGACAGUCUACCAUCGAUAGACGCAGGUAAUUACGCGCAAGAUGGUGACAGUGGCGCUAUUAAUUGCAUGACUGAUAUAACAAAUCAUAGUGACACUAUCAAGGCAGUUUCAAUGAUAACCGCUGGAGGAUGUAUAUUAGAAGACCAUGACAAUGAAAUUUGUUUGUCAUUCCUGUUGCAUAAUGGGAUAGAAAGAUUGCAAGAAUCAGGUGGUGUUGAGUUAAAACUGUCUACGUCUGAGAACUAACUUUCAAUAUGUAAUUACAACAGUAUAUUGUAUUCUGAUUGUGUCACAGUAUUAAACAUAUUGCGUGUUGCGGCAAAGAAAUGUGUUAUAAACUUAAAUAAUCGAGAACUGCAAUGCUUUGGAUAAUUUCAGGAAACAUUCAUAUGCAUAUUUUCUGCAAACAGUCAGUUAUACAUUUGCAAUCCUUAACCUAUAUAUAUAUAUAUAUAUAUCAUUUUGGUGAAAAAUAAUCGUGAACCUAAAGAAUACACAUCGCUAACCGGAACAAUGUAGACGAUCAUAGCUGCAGUACAUUUGUAUAUAUUGUCACAAAAGGUGUGAUCCUUUGAGUCUAUUAUUUUAUAGAGAUGAUAUGUUUCCCUUGUUUUAACAUCCGGGCAAUUGGUUGGUGUCCAAGCCCGGCGUUAAAUUGUUGCAUGUUUAAUUUCGAUGUAACUAAACAUUCUGAUAGGGCCUUAGGAGGGCAUAUGAAUUAACUGUUUAGUGUAGGGCAUCAGAGAAAUGUACAUGUUCUAUAUAGACGGCAAAGAGAUUUAAACAAUUGAGGUCAUAUGUUGCCUUCCUAAACGGUUAUUGGGAAAUUGGCAUAUUGAAACUCUCUUUUAUUUCACAUCAUGACUUUUAUAUUGGUUUCUGUGUAUUAGUCGAUUCAGAGUAGGUUCUCUAAAAUUUCCUUAGGUAAAAGGCUUUAAGUAAGUAUCUUGAUGUAAUUAUUUGGUGUAUCAAAGUUUUUACCUGGGGUAGGGGCCACCUAGGUAAAAUAACCGACCUUAUGUAAGCCAGCUUCAAGUUGAUGGUUUCCUUACAGGAUAGUGUUCUGUACCCAAAUCUAGGUUUCGAGCCCAAGUGCUGGCGGAGCACAAAAACAAGUUUAUUUAGGCAUUGUUUAGUCAGGUAUUUAAAGCACGGAUUGAUAUGAAUUCAUUCCUUGGUGUAAUUACUUUGAAUACUACAAGAACAAUGUAUUUCAUCAACUAAUAUACAUUGAUCACUUUCAAAAUGUAAUUACAUAAAUAGAUACUAAAUAAAUAAAUAUAUUAUAUGGAUGAAUCAUUAAGUGGCAGGGAGAAGCUUUGUAUUAUAGUAUGCGUCUAUUUUCUAAAUAAAAUAAGCGGCAUAUAUAUUCAUUCAGUAAGAGUUUGAAGAGUACCCAUGAAAGGGCAACUGUUUUGGAAAGUUAAAAAAUAUCCAGUUUGAACUUACCAGCUGCUUCCCGCAAAUGGAAAUAGACCACAAUAGCUAAUCUAAACAAUAUAACAAUUCAAUAUUUUCAAAAUCAAUUUACAGGACAGAAAAACAUUGCUUACAAAUAAAAAAAUAAAGAUAUAAAAAAAAUGAAAAUCACUCAAUAGAAAUAGA